This is a messenger RNA of Daucus carota subsp. sativus, 378 nucleotides long. RefSeq lists its product as uncharacterized. Lineage: Eukaryota; Viridiplantae; Streptophyta; Magnoliopsida; Apiales; Apiaceae. The coding region runs from base 1 to 378 and encodes 125 amino acids. The transcript has a single exon. The record is from RefSeq and is a predicted model, not a curated record.
AUGGCCUCCAAGAGCUCCUACCAAAGACUACAAACCGACGAAUGGUUUGAUGAUAUCGGUGACACCGGGAUCGACUCUGAGAAGCUACACGAAAGUAGGUGGUCGAGGAAUUACAGAAAGGUUCACAUUCGGAAGAAACUUAGGAUCAAGAUUCCAAGCUUGAAGAAACUGUUGAAGAGGAAGAAAGAUAAAUUUGUUGCGGCUUCAUGGUCUAAAUUUGUGAGAAGAUUGAAGGAAGUACAGUCCAACUUCGGUGAUAUUUUUGGAGGGAACUAUUUGUUCAUGCAGGUCUCUCCUCCCUCUUUGAAAUAUAUUGACAAGGCUCAUUUCUAUCUUCAGGAUCACUUGUCUUCUAAAUACUGCCUCCCUAGACCCUAG